CUCGGCCUAGGGUUUUCUUCUUUUCACUACACAAAAUGAAAAACAAAAUAUGGCAGGCUUAGAUUCGAAUCCCCAACCCCAACAAAACCCUCAUCAGCAAAACCAGACCAGCACGGUGUUCUUCAACAAGGGCGAGGAAGUAGAAGUAAGCAGUGAGCAGGAAGGUUUUAGGGGUGCAUGGUAUUUAGCUACCAUUUUAGAUUUCCCAACACCAUCACAGCCACAAUCAGCCUCGGAGAAGAAAAGGAAAGCGAUUGUUCAGUACAAAACUUUGGUUACUGAAGACGGGCCUGCUCCUUUGUUAGAACAAGUCGACCCUCAACUCAUUAGGCCUUUGCCUCCUCAAGAUUCGCUUAAAAAUGGCGGGGUUUUUCAAGAAAACGAAGUCAUUGAUGCAAGUCUUAGAUAUGGCUGGUGGUCUGGUGUUGUAAAGAAGGUUAUUGAUGGGGGGGCAAGAUAUAUGGUUUAUUUUGAUAACCCUCCUGAUGUUCUUGAUUUUGAUGCCAAAGAUUUAAGGAUUCACUUGGAUUGGGUUGAUGGCAACUGGGUCCGACCCGAAAUGCAGCAGCAAGCAACAGGGUCGGUUUUUAGCUCAGGAACUGAAGUAGAAGUGAACCUUGAAAAAGAUAAUGUACGUGAUAUUUGGUUACCUGCAGUUGUCGUCAAGGAAAAUGAGGAUAGAACUUUCUUGGUAAAGUGUCAAAGCUCAUGGAAUAGUGAUGAGGCCGGAACAAUGAAAACAAUUGUAGAUUCCCUUCACAUUCGGCCCACUCCUCCUCAUGCAGACAGAAAUUAUGAGUUGCUGGAAAGGGUAGAUGCACACUAUGGAAUUGGUUGGAGAUCUGGAGUAAUUACAAAACUUCUUGCUGGGAGGAGAUACAAUGUCUUUUUUAAGCAGGGAAAUGAGGACAGGGAACUUGGUCAAUCGAAGAUAAGGCCUCAUAUGGAAUGGGUUGAUGGAAAAUGGAUUAGUAAAAAGGAAGUUAGAAUUCUUUCUGAUAGUCGAGGACAGUUUGGUAGCACCAACAACAAUAAAAACCCUGAUGUGGCAGAACUACACAAAAGCUCAAGUGCUUCUGAAGAUAAGACCAAAGAGAAAACAGUUUCCACUAGCAUAAGAAAUAUGGCAGAGCAAUCAACUCUCUCGGGUGAAAAAUCAGCGAAGAAGCCAAAGCCAACACUUUUUAAUUGUAGUGGCAUGCGUUCAAACCCUUCCAGUAUGCUAAUUGAAAUAGAUGCUCUUGAGGCCCCAUUAUCAGUUUCAGCACUGCAGUCUAGGAAUAUCCCAAUUGAAAUGUCAAGUAAUGAAAUGCUUUGCGGUUUUACCUCUUCAAAAACAGGAGGUAAAAGAACAAGAUGCAUAGAAAAACUUGUUGAUGCUCAGCCUUCUAACAAAACCGAGAAUUCUUCUGCAGGAAAGGCAACUAUGCAGAAGACUAAGCAACUGAAAGUACUUGAAUUGGACUGCCAGAAAGUGGAAAUUAUAACAAGGAUAGGGAGAGUCACCAAAUCGCCAUUUAGAAGUCCAAAUGCUUCAGCAGCAGUGAAGGAUGGCAAUGCAGUGGAUGUUGCGGUCCAAGGCAUCAGUGAGAUUGACUUUAAAACAAAAGAAAUUGAAGUCCCUUUCAUCAUGGGAUUAAAAGCUACAGAGGGCAUUUAUCAGGAUGACAAGGAAACACUGAAGCUUCUGAGGGAUCAGAAGAAGAGUUUGAAUGAUUCAGCAAAAGACAAGAACUUGGAACAUGUAGGAAGCAGUCAAAGAAGAAAGAGGGGAAGGCCGUGCAAAUUAACUAUAAACUCAAAGGCUUCGGUGACUAGUCGGGAGGACCUUGGCUCUGGGGACAUUGCUGAUGAAGUUGUACAAGUGGUUGUGAAAGACCUUACAACUAAUGAAGUUGAGUGGCUGACACAGGCAAGGAUGGAACCUAAAGUUUCUCAAAAUUCUUCAAGAGAGAGAAGCAGUGAAGUUUCCAAGACAGAUUUCAUGUCAAGGGAAGUUGAUGCAGCUGUUGCUGCUGCAUCGAAGAAUGUAGCUGAUGAUGAUCAACCUCUAUCAACCUGGUUUGGGGGAGUGCAUGCUUCAACAAGUCUUGGAGAACUAAGAUCAUCUACUGGUAGGGCUGCAAGUGGAGGGAGUGAGGCUAGAGAAAAACAAGCUGUAGCAGUGGAAUCUUGUACAAUCGAUGCAGAAGGCAAUGACACUCUGGUGGAAAAUCAGUCUGUACCUUUUGUAAAGAGGUCUCCAGUUUGGAACACGAUUGAAUCUAUGGAAGUAUUCCGAGCCAUUCCGCAAAAACUGCAUUUUCAUCCUUUGACUGAAUGUAAAGAAGAGUAUCGUGAAGGAUCAGCCAUUGGUAUUAUGGUAACAUUUGCUAGUUUGUUUGAUAAGAUAACCUCACUUCAGUUUGAUGAUUGUAGAAGCAUAUUAGAGAGCACAUUGGAAAGUCUUCUUGACUUGGAGAAGCAUGGAUUUGAUAUCACUGUGCCACGUGGUAGGUUGAAUGAAUUGCUUUCAAUUAAAGAUGGGCAAGGGGAGGUACUAAAUGAUUCCAAAGAUGCUGAAGGGAAAUUACGAGUGCAUACUGAUGAGAAAAGAAAGCUGGAAGAGAAGAGGAACGAUAUUGAAAAGAAGAUUACUGAGCUACAGGAAGAACUUGCUUUAACCAAGGCAAAGAUGGAGGUUAAGAACCUUGAUCUUUCCAAGUUGCAAUCCCAUGCUAAUGCCAUAAAUGAACGGAUUAAAAAUGCUCGGGAUCAUUUCGGAAAAGUAGCCUCUGCUCCUUGGAACCCCCCCUGAUGCACUGUAAUCUCAAUGAGUUUUCUUGCUCCCUGCACUUGGGUAAGUGGAGCAUAGCGACUGAAAGUUGUUACGUUAAUGCUUCAACGUCGUGAUCAUGAAAGUGUAGUUAACUAAUUUCAGCUGUGUAUUUAUUACCUUUGGCUGUGUUGCAUGGUUAAUGAUGAAAUCUUUUUGGUGCCAAGUGUAUGGGAAUGUAGUUCGUCUCGAAACGGAUGAAAGCUUUAAUUUGGCUGGAUUUUAUCAUCAUUCAGGGUGAUGGGUCAUCUUCAUGUUCAGAACAUUAGAUGUACCACCAAGUAUUUGUAUGAUCAUUUUCAUGUUCAGAACUUAA
Populus nigra (black poplar) is the source of this 3131-nucleotide messenger RNA. RefSeq names its product DUF724 domain-containing protein 2. The transcript is spliced from 9 exons. Bases 50 to 2797 code for a protein of 915 amino acids. The record is from RefSeq and is a predicted model, not a curated record. Lineage: Eukaryota; Viridiplantae; Streptophyta; Magnoliopsida; Malpighiales; Salicaceae.